Chanos chanos (milkfish) is the source of this 4736-nucleotide messenger RNA. It is a transcript of the gene rock2b, whose product is annotated as rho-associated, coiled-coil containing protein kinase 2b. Bases 456 to 4736 code for a protein of 1426 amino acids. Gene Ontology annotation, cellular component: centrosome; cytoskeleton; cytoplasm. The transcript has 32 exons. Gene Ontology annotation, molecular function: ATP binding; small GTPase binding; Rho-dependent protein serine/threonine kinase activity. Gene Ontology annotation, biological process: regulation of cell junction assembly; cortical actin cytoskeleton organization; Rho protein signal transduction. NCBI's taxonomy places the organism in Eukaryota, Metazoa, Chordata, Actinopteri, Gonorynchiformes, Chanidae. The record is from RefSeq and is a predicted model, not a curated record.
CAAGACAGGCCGUACCUGUUAGAGCCUACAGUUCUGCGAGGAUACCACCGACAGCGAGUUUCACCGAUGUCGUUAAGGUUUACCAAAGUCUUUCCGAGGAGUCAUUUUCUGGGACAGUUGCUUUGAACCGGGACCGUGGCAAUGAGGAAUUUAAAACACUGAAACUCUCGGGUGGCUUUUUGUUCUUGUCCCCGUGAAAUCUUUCGAGAAGAAUACUAACUUCAGCCUAUUUCAUAGAACAAUAGAUAGAACCAUAUUAACCACUAUUAAGUAAUAUUCAGCUGGAUCUGUGAAUCCUUUACUCGACUUGUCGAGGGUGGCACACGAAGCUUCCGCGCCGCCGGUCUUCUAAAGGCCACGGGCAGGUAUUAGCAAGUCAGGUAUCUGGACUUAACAAAAUUUGUUGGCGUGUUGUCACAUGCUUCUGUGGACUUGAGUCCUACCGAACAGUCACAAUGUCUUCUGAAACUGAGAUGAGAAUGGAAACUCGACUGAAAAAGCUUGAGACACUUAUCAGAGAUCCGCGGUCGGCGAUAAAUUUGGAAAGUUUACUGGAUUCCAUUAAUGCGUUGGCCCUGGAUCUGAACUACCCCGCGCUACGGAAGAAUAAAAACAUCGACGCCUUUUUAAGCAGAUAUGAGAAGGCCGUGGGACACCUGAGGGAGUUGCAGGUUCGGCUGGAGGAUUUUGAAAGAGUGAAAGUGAUUGGAAGGGGAGCCUUUGGAAAAGUACAGCUGGUGCGGCACAAGGUGUCUCGGCAGGUUUAUGCCAUGAAGCAGCUGAGUAAGUUUGAGAUGAUUAAGCGUUCGGACUCGGCUUUCUUCUGGGAGGAACGGGACAUCAUGGCCUUCUCCAACAGCCCUUGGAUUGUCCAGCUGUACUGCGCAUUCCAAGAUGAGAAGUACUUGUAUUUGGUGAUGGAGUUCAUGGCGGGUGGAGACCUGGUAACUCUGAUCAGUUCGUAUGACAUGCCUGAGGCAUGGGUCCAGUUCUACACGGCAGAACUGGUUCUGGCUCUGGACGCCAUCCACUCCAUGGGCUUCAUCCAUCGAGACGUUAAACCCGAAAACAUGCUUCUGGACCGCACUGGACACCUGAAACUGGCUGACUUUGGUACCUGUAUGAAGAUGGACUCGUCAGGUAUGGUUCGUUGUGACACAGCUGUGGGAACUCCAGACUACAUCUCUCCUGAGGUGUUGCAGUCUCAGGGCAGUACUGGUUAUUACGGCCGUGAGUGCGACUGGUGGUCUGUCGGUGUCUGCAUCUAUGAGCUGCUGGUCGGUGAUACUCCCUUUUACGCUGAGUCUCUUGUGGGAACAUACGGCAAAAUUAUGGCUCACAAAAACAACCUGAGUUUCCCUGAUGACAUCGAGAUGUCCAAGGACGCCAAAGAUCUCAUCUGUGCCUUUCUGACUGACAGGGAGGUGAGGCUUGGACGGACAGGAGUGGAUGAGAUCAAAGGUCAUCCUUUCUUCAAGAACGAACAGUGGACCUUUGACACCAUACGAAACACCAUCGCUCCAGUGGUGCCAGAGCUGAACAGCGAUAUUGACACCAGUAACUUUGACGACAUAGAGGAUGAAAAAGGAAGCGUGGAGACGUUUCCAACCCCCAGAGCCUUUGCAGGCAACCAGCUGCCCUUCGUUGGCUUCACCUACUAUAAGGAGGACAAGUUGUUGAAGAAUUCAGAGAUCUGUAUCGAUGGAGAAGACUUACCACAGAAGGACAAACCAGAGUCUGAAGAACUGCAGAAGAAGUUUCUUAAACUAGAGGAAAAACUCAAACAUGAGAAGCAGGCUAAGGAUGAGCUGCAAAACAAAUGGAGAACUUCAAACAGUCAAUUAGAAAAACUCUCCAAGGAGCUCGAAGAGGAGAUGAGUGAAAGGCAAAAAAUGGAAGGAGCUCUGAGGCAGCUGGAACGAGAGAGAACGUUUCUGCAGAGACAGAACACGGAGAGCGCGAAGAAAGCGGAGCAGGAGGCAGAGAAAAAACGAGGCCUGGAAAAAGAGGUGAACAGCCUGAAAGAGCAACUGGCAGAGCUGAAGAAGAAAAGUCAAAGCUCCCAGGAGUCCAGUGAGAAGAAUGCUCAGCUACAAAAACAGCUGGAUGAGGUAAGUGCUAAGCUGAAGGAGGAGCUGGAGGCUUCAGGGCGUCUGCGGAAGACUCAGGGAGAGGCAGUGAGGCAGUCCCAGCAGAUGGAGCUCUCUGUCAGGGAACUGCAGGAGACAGUGGCCCGGCUGGAGAGCAGUAAAAAACAGCUGGAACAGGAGAAACUCAGCCUGAACACAACGCUGGAGACAGAGAAGAGAGAACACAAUCUCAACACGGAGACCAUCUCUGACCUGCAGAGCCGUAUCUCCGGGCUAGAGGAAGAGUUGAAACAGAUGAAGAAUUCCCUUACGAAAGUGGAGGGAGAGAAGAGGCAGUUACAAGAGGACCUGGCCGUCCUGGAGAAGGAAAAAAGUAAUCAGGAGAUAGAUUUGACAUUCAAGCUCAAGACACUGCAGCAGAGUUUUGAGCAGGAGGAGGCGGAGCAUAAGGCUACUAAAGCGCGAUUGGCUGACAAAAACAAGAUCAACCAAUCCAUCGAGGAGGCCAAAUCUGAAGUACUCAAAGAUAUGGAGCGUAAUCUGGCGGAGGAACGUUCGGUGAAGCAGCAGUUGGAGAACAGCCUGAUGGAGCUGGAGAAAAAGAACUCCAUUUUAGACCGCGACUACAAACAGGCGCGGCACGAACUAGACCAGCUGCACACACAAAGAGACGAACUGGCCAAGGAGGUGGAGGAGUUGAAUGUGAAGGUGCAGCAAGAAGCUCAGAAACGUAAUUUGUCUCAGGCUGAUCUCAAGGCACAGAGGUCAGAGGUCAACACCCUGCGCUCAUCUGAGAAAAAGCUCAAACAAGAGGUCAACCAUCUACUGGACCUCAAACACAACCUAGAGAAACAGAACCAGGAGCUGCGCAGAGAGAGAGAGGACGCUGAAGCCCAGCUAAAAGAGAUUCAGGAUACUCUAGAGUCAGAGCAAUACUUCACGACUCUUUAUAAAACUCAGAUAAAGGAGCUGAAGGAGGAGAACGAGGAGAAGAAUAAACUGCUUAAAGAUGCUCGGCAGAAACUGGAGGAGCUUCAGGAGGAAAGGGACUCGUUGGCGGCCCAGCUGGAGAAGAGCCUGACGGCGGCUGACUCUGAACGCUUAGCGCGUUCCAUAGCUGAGGAGCAGUUCUCAGACCUGGAGAAAGAGAAGAUCAUGAAAGAGCUGGAGAUCAAAGACAUGAUCACACGGCACCGGCAGGAACUCGGCGAAAAAGACAACACCAUCAGCUCGCUGGAAGAAUCCAACAGAACGCUGACCGUGGAUGUGGCUAACCUGGCCAAUGAGAAAGAAGAACUGAAUAAUCAGCUGAAGGAGAUUCAGCAACAGUUACAGAAGGCAAAGGAGGAGGAGAAAGAGAAGAACGCGUUUAAGAUUUCCUUUGAGAAGCAACUUCAGGCUGAGAGGACACUCAAAAUUCAGGCAGUAAACAAGCUGGCUGAGGUGAUGCACCGGAGAUCGGAUCGGGUCGGUCACCGUGGCGAUGACAGUGGCGUUCGCAGGAAGGAGAAGGAGAACAGGAAACUCCAGCUGGAGCUGCGCUCUGAGAGAGAGAAACUCAACAGCACCAUCAUCAAAUACCAGAAAGAGAUCAACGACAUGCAGGCGAUGAUAGCAGAAGAGUCUCAGAUGCGAGUGGAAAUGCAGAUGGCCUUAGCCAGUAAGGACAGUGACAUAGAGCGUCUGCGCUGUCAGCUGACCAGCCUCAGUAUCCACUCCCUGGACACCACCAGUAUCAGCAGCCUUGGCAACGACGCCGACCUCGACGACAAUUUCCCAGAGAGCAGACUGGAGGGAUGGCUGUCCAUUCCUGCCAGGAACACUAAGAGAUUUGGAUGGGAGAAGAAGUAUGUGGUGGUGAGCAGCAAGAAGAUUCUGUUUUAUGAGUCUGAGGAAGACAGAGAACAGGCCAGUCCAUUCAUGAUCCUCGACAUUGAUAAACUUUUCCACGUGAGACCAGUCACUCAGUCAGACGUUUACCGAGCUGAUCCCAAAGACAUCCCACGCAUUUUCCAGAUCCUGUAUGCCAAUGAAGGGGAGAGUAAGAAGGACCAGGAGCCAGUGGUGGAGAGUCUGUCUGUGGUGGAAAAGUCGUCCUGUGUCGUGCACAAAGGCCAUGAGUUUGUGCCCACGCUGUACCACUUACCCACCAGCUGCGAGGCCUGUGCCCGCCCACUGUGGAACGUCUUCAAGCCGCCGCCCGCCUUGGAGUGCCGGCGCUGCCGCAUCAAGUGCCACAAAGAACACCUGGAUCGCAAGGAGGAGGUCUUCGCCCCCUGUCGAGUGAACUACGACAUGUCCACUGCCAAGCACCUGCUUCUCCUGGCCAGCUCUCAACACGAGCAGCAGAGAUGGGUCGCCCUGCUCCUCAAACGUGUCCCUCGCAAACCGGCGCCCCCGCAGUCCCAAACCCUCCCCCCCUCCUUCUCCCCCCAGGAGCCCCUGGAGUCACCGAGCUCCUCGCCUAAAAUCUCCCCCAGAAUCUCCCACAGGGGUGCGAUCAAACUCCAGCCCAGUCGACAGCAGCCCCCAGCCAAGACCAGUGUGAUAGAGUUUGACCUCAACAACUGGGCAUGGGCGAUUACUGCUGGUGAUGAUGAUGAUGAUGAUGAGGAUGAUGAUUAUGACGAAGUGUUUGACUUCUGA